This is a messenger RNA of Malania oleifera, 808 nucleotides long. RefSeq names its product cyclin-dependent protein kinase inhibitor SMR6-like. NCBI's taxonomy places the organism in Eukaryota, Viridiplantae, Streptophyta, Magnoliopsida, Santalales, Ximeniaceae. The transcript has 2 exons. The record is from RefSeq and is a predicted model, not a curated record. The coding region runs from base 153 to 533 and encodes 126 amino acids.
UCCUCUCCUGCUGCCCGCGGUCAGCAUCAUUCACGGGCUCCUCCGUUGCCCUUCCUUUUUCGCCCGGCCGACCCUCUGCCCCCCUCGCCACGCUGGCACUGCCCUGCCUCGGUACGACCUUAAUCUGUAGCGCAAGGAUUUGGCGGAGAUCGAUGGGGUUAGCGGAGAAGCCUCAGAUGGAGGGAAGCAUAAUGGAAUCGGAAGGGAACAGGAAGUGGGUCAUCGCCGGAAUCCCGCUGCGGGCUCCGUUGAGGCCGAUAUACCCGAAGCCGGCGCCGGCGGAGAAGGCGAAGAAGCAGCGGAAGGAAGAAGGAGAAGGAGAAGGAGAAGGAGAAGGAGAGGAAGAAGAAGAGGAGGAGGAGUACAUCUCGACGCCAACAGGGGAAGAAUCCCGAAUUUCGACGAGGCAAGCGUGUCCGGCGGCUCCGAGGAAGAGGAAGCCGGCGGCGGUGAGAUGCCACGGCGGCGUCGUAAGGGAGUUCUUCACUCCGCCGGACGACCUAGAGUCCAUAUUCAUACGCCGCGUCAAUUAAUGGCAGGUCUAAUUGAUCAGUUGGCUGCUCUCUAGCUAGGAUAGAGAUCAUGCCCCUUGCGAUAUGAUCUCUUUUAAACUUUUUUUUUUUUUUUAAAAGAAAAUUUAUUAUUACAUUGUUAGCUUUAAUUUCUUUUCUUUAUCUCUAUGGUUUUUAGUGGUCUUUGUAGUUUGUAGAUCGAGGAAGGUUAGGGUGAGUAGCUAGCUAGCUAGGAGUUCAUCAUGUACAGAGAGCUUCGUGAAUAAAUAAACAAAUAAAUUCUAUAUUUAUUGCUA